This is a messenger RNA of Neurospora tetraspora, 1363 nucleotides long. RefSeq lists its product as uncharacterized. NCBI's taxonomy places the organism in Eukaryota, Fungi, Ascomycota, Sordariomycetes, Sordariales, Sordariaceae. The coding region runs from base 344 to 1255 and encodes 303 amino acids. The transcript has a single exon. The record is from RefSeq and is a predicted model, not a curated record.
UGGAUUGGUUCCUUUUGCUUGAUCUGCUCUUGGUACGUGUCAUUUGCAUCUAACCGCCGAGCCCUUGAUGCCCAAGGCCAACUUCAGGUAUUCCUGCGUGAGGCCGACCGUCUUGCCGGCCGCCAUGCGCCACCCGUCGUUUGCAACCAGGCGUCCCAAAAAUUUCUUGAAUUUGAACGGUUAUUGCUGUUAUUUUCCCAGGUCGAGCGAUAUCUUUCCCUUUCUCUUUUCUGUGGUGCUCUAAAGUUUGCGACACCCGAGGAUUUCAUUCCUCCCUCGACCCGCGAACGAUUUUGCAAUCCCUCAUUGCAUAGAGCGGAACUUCCAGUAUCACGACAUCAAUAUGGCUCCUCCUUUCCCGAAGACGACUGGCAUAUCACCUGCACCUCUCAGCUUCGGCCUCAACACGCUGUCUCUCAACUUCAUCCCACCCCUCUUCUAUUUCCUUUCCAAAACUCUUGAAGGAAUGUUCUUUCCACCCCAACCCUUCGCCCCUCUCCCUGGCAGCAAAUCCAACCUGCUCGGACCUGUCUCUCCCAACACCUGCAGUCUGACCGAGCCUGAAGAAAUUUCCAUCUACAACGACCGUCGCCGUAUCAUUCAAGCCGGACAAUCUUUACUGGCGUGCUUCUUUACCAUCUUGCUCUGCCUGGCCGCCCGCUACUCCGAGACCAAACUGAACAGGAGUUCCGAUAAAGGGAGGUGUGCAUACUUUCUGGAGCAGUUCAAACUCUUCACUGCUGACUCCAAUGAUCCCACUGAUCGCGAAUGGGACGCUUUGAUCCCCCAUAUGGUCCCUUCACACAACGAUUACCGCAUUAGCCAACGUCGUGAGGCGACCAUAUUACUUUUUCGGGUUAUGAUCUCGGGCUGUUUGUGUCCGAUCGCGGAGUAUCUUCUAUGCGCCAAGGAAGGGGUUGCGGAACGAUUUUACAACCAAACACGUGGAGAGAAUAAUAUAUUGCCGCUUUUCAUCAUCUAUCUGGUCUUCAGAUACGGGACGCUUCCUUGUGUCCUUACUGGAUUGACCAGUGACCUCUUAAUGGGCAUCAUCUUUAAGGGGACGGAAGACGAUAGGGCGGUGGGUUUUUGGGAUAGGUGGAUUGAGAAAUGGAUAAAGGCACACCAGAUGGAGAAUGCAGUGGCAGAGGCAAAGUGGAUGGCUGAGAUGAAUAUCAUCGAGCCAGGAGACGGUAACUUGUACAUCCGUUCUCCGGGGCGAAUCAUCAAAACUCAAACAAUGUACGCAAAAUGAGGCUUUCUUGCCUGACAUAUAUUAGCAUGUGUACUUGGGUGUGUUCAAGUCCUCCUCUCCGUGUUGCGGACUUGACUGGAGGAGAAAUGGCUCCCCGCUUAUAACCAC